AUGGACCAGUAUCUACCUCUCUGGUUUCCAGAGCCCCAGAACCUCCUCUUCCACGAGGUGUGGGAGCGCCCCGUGGCUUUGGAGGCUGAGCUGGCUCUGACGCUGAAGGUCCUGGAGACCGUGGCCAACUCGACCCUGGGGGACAUCCUGGACCAGCCCCUCAGCAUGCUGCGCCACAUCCACGCCAGACUCCAGGCCUGUGUCCCAGCUCAGCCCACGGCAGGCCCCAGGUCCCAGGGCCACCUCCGCCACUGGCUGCACAGGAUCCAGGAGGCCGAGAAGAAGGAGUCCCAAGGCUGCCUCGAAGCCUCUGUCACGUUCAACCUCUUCCGCCUCCUCACCUUGGACCUGAAAUGUGUCGCCAGUGGAGACCUGUGUGUCUGA
Pteropus alecto (black flying fox) is the source of this 384-nucleotide messenger RNA. Its product is annotated as interferon lambda-3-like. Gene Ontology annotation, biological process: defense response to virus; positive regulation of immune response; innate immune response. Lineage: Eukaryota; Metazoa; Chordata; Mammalia; Chiroptera; Pteropodidae. The transcript has 4 exons. Bases 1 to 384 code for a protein of 127 amino acids. Gene Ontology annotation, molecular function: cytokine activity. The record is from RefSeq and is a predicted model, not a curated record.